CUGUGAUUGGUCGAGGCUACCCGUCUAUCAAAGCAGGCUCUGCGUUUCAUUGGUGAAACACUAGCAGCCGCCUCUGACUCUCGCGGUACUGCUGCAGGAAGAUGGCGGCCGAACUGGUGGAAGCGAUGAACAUGGUCAAAAGUUUCCGGGUCUCAGACCUGCAGACGCUGCUGGCCUCAAUGGGCCGCAGCAAAAGUGGGCUGAAACAGGACCUGGUGGGGCGUGCACUGAGGCUAGUGCAGACCGAAUACAGCCCAGAGCUUCUGAAGAAUGUCAGACAGCUCUAUGAGUCGCGCUUCCCCAAAACAUCCGGCUGGCUUGCGGCACGGCGUCCAGAGGGCAUCUCAGUCGCCUACUCAUCCCUCAGCUCCUCCCCCACUGCCACCUCUCAGGGCGCAGACUACCUCAAUGGAAUUUCCAAACCGAUCCCCACACCCGCACCAGAGGUUAAGUUGGUGCCACUGCCCUUUUACCAAACUUUGGAGACACUGUUGCCACCAACAGAACUAAUUGCCCACAACAAUGAGAAACUGCAGGACAGUCAAUGCAUAUUUGAGUUAACACCAAACCAGGCAGACCAGAUCAGAAAUGCAAGUGAGCUUCGUCCAGGAAUCCGAUCAAUCCAAGUGGUUCUUAGAAUCUGUUACACAGACUCCAUUGGUGUUCAGGAGGACCAGUAUCCUCCCAACAUUGCUGUCAAAGUCAACCAGUCCUACUGUCAUGUGCCGGGCUAUUACCCCUCGAACAAGCCUGGUGUUGAACCCCGUCGUCCUUGUCGUCCUGUUAACAUCACUCCCUGGUUGCAUCUCUCCAACGCAACCAACAGAGUCACCAUCACCUGGGGAAACUUUGGCAAGCGGUACUCUGUGGCAGUGUAUUUAGUGAGGGUUUUCACUGCAGCAGACCUCUUCAGCCAACUCAAACUCUGCUCUGUUGAGAGUGCAGAACGCUGUCGUGAACGCAUCCAAGACAAACUACGAUUUGAUCCAGAGAGUGAAAUUGCAACCACAGGCCUCAGAGUUUCUCUCAUCUGUCCACUGGUGAAGAUGCGGCUCGGCGUGCCAUGUCGAGUUUUAACUUGUGCCCAUCUUCAGUGUUUCGACGCAGUCUUCUUCCUGCAGAUGAAUGAGAAGAAGCCCACAUGGACUUGCCCAGUCUGUGACAAGCCCGCUCCCUUUGAGCUGCUCACUAUUGAUGGGUUGCUAUCUGAGAUUCUGAAAGAGACAAGCGAGGACAUCGAGGAGAUUGAGUACUUAACUGACGGCUCCUGGCGACCCAUCAGAGAUGAGAAGGAGAGGGACAGGGAAAGAGAACGCAGCAACACACCAGAAUAUCCUGUUGUUGAUAUAUGCAUUCCUGAAGCAAACGGUCAUUCGCCAGCCCACAGCAGCACCAGCCUGACGGGCAAAUCUGGAAGCAGCUCCUCUGGGGUGGCAGGAGUCACAGGAGGAGCCGCUGUGGCACCGGGCGGAGGUGCAGUGGUAGAUCUGACUCUUGACUCCUCCUCUGAGGAGGAAGGGGGCGGGGCAGGAGGAGACAGUGAGGACACAGAGGACAGCGCCGACAGUCCUGCCCCAAAGAGGGGCCGAUACAACUACGACAAGGACCUGGUCACUGCCUACUGACCCCGCAGCUCUGUCCCCUCAUAGACUGACACACACACAGAGACAGAGAGGCAGGGGGCUAAAAAAAAAACUUGAGGACAGGAACACGGUAAUCCACUAGAUGCAACAACCCUCCCUUAUGCCCAGACUUCAGAGCCUUUCAGCUGCUCUGGUUUCUAUCGAGACAAAACAAACACUCACUCAAACAUGCACUGUCAAUGAAUCUGCAAUCUAGAGUGAUUAGGAUUCCUCUUUGUACUGUACACCACUGGAAGCAACUCUAACUCCAACCGUCACCUUGCAGUGAAUAUCUGUACCGUCCUGCUUCUACUAAAGAGACUGAAUGGAUCGAGCACCCCAGCACCACCGCCCCCCCCACCCCUUCCUCCUCCUCCUCCUCCUCUUCUCUCUCUACAGACUAUUCCCUCUCUACCACCACCACAUCUCUCUUUGUAUUUGACUUGGAAUUACAGGCUCUUUUAGCCAUGGGCGUUCAGUGUUUGCAUCUCUGAUUUUGUCUCUUUUGUGACGAACAGGUUGAAAAUGGAGGCUCCUCAGUAGUUUUUGGUAAAAGGUCAAAAACAACUAAUGGGAAAGAGCAAGGGAAGGACAAGGCAGAGAUAUCUGGAGAGUGAUGCAAAUUUAAACCUCUCCCAUUGUGUUACUAUUUCUUUUUUCAGAGAAUGAAUUCAAAGCUUGAAAGGGUUUUUUCAGGAAUUUAUCCUUUUAAUUAUGAAAGGGCAGAACACAAUACUGGCCUCAAUGUGUGAUGCUUUCAAUUUUUAUUUUGUCCUUUAGAUAAAGAGAACCUACCUCAGUCAUAAAAACUUAGCAGACUGACCAGAGACUAGCUUAGAAAGAAGCUGAGGACAGAAGAAUUGAUGAGUCUUUCUGAAGCCAAUUUUACACUGGAGAUUGUUUUCCUACAUAUAUAUCUUUUGUUUAUUAUUUUAAUUCCAUCGUUCCAUGCAGCUCUGUUCGCUGUGCAGCAACAAAAUCUUUGUCGAAGGGCAAGUUAGUUUGUGGACAACACAGCUAGCUGUAGGUGUCAGGGAUACAAAAAGUUAUGGGUGGAAAUGUGCCACUCUGUUAAACAUUACUGCAGGUAUCUCGCUGUAAAAGGAUCUUUUUAGGGGCUCUUGCUUGUGGAAGUAAUUCAUCAAACAGACUGUAUGGCAGCUGUGCCAAAGCAGAUGGAGUUUUUUAAGAAUUCACUGACAGGAAGCGGUUAUGAGAUUUUGGUGCCUUUUGUUUGUCGAGUGGUGAAGAUUCGAGCCUGUUGUUUUAAGGCUAGCUGAGCUGGCCAGCAGAGAGACCCCAGUCUGAGAGAAGGUGUUUUAUUUCAUUUAGGAUUCCUCUUUAGAUGUUUUUCCAGAUGGAGAAAUGGACAGAGAAGCAGAAACAAAUCUGUGGUAAAGGAUCGUUAUGGAAUAGAAGUGCUGUCAUCAUUUUUUUCCCACAUUUGGAAGUAUCAUAUUUAUUUAAUUGCUUCAAAUUCUCUUAACAGUUGUUUGUAAUACGUCUGCAUAAUAUUUGCUGUAGUUCUGUACAGAUGGGAGAUAAUAGUUGCAGAAAGCAGGACACCUCUGCUUUGGUUUGAGAUACAAUUGGUCUGGGCUCAUGGCUGUGCUGUUGAACACUCCCUUUUCUUUUCCUCUGAAUGAAUCUACCCUGGGUCAAAGCAGCAUUCAGAGUGCUCUGCUGCGGCGGGUUCAACAUGUCUGACACAACGAAACUUAAUGAAGUGUCAAUAAGUGCAUCCCCACCAAGCUUAAAGUCAUUGAUUGGAUUACAAAUGGUCCUGUCUGGAACAAGUGGAGCUGCUCCAACCAACAGUCCCCCUCGGCCUCCUUUCAAUGUAGAUAAGGUCACAUCUAUUUGCUGGAAUAGGAUUGGACUUUAAUUGCUACAUGCUGUAGGCUUACAACUAAUAUUCCUCUGCACCUGCACUAGUAUUGUUAGUAUGUGAUGGCUGCUCCUCAGAUCAGGAUCCCCGGUUGUCAGCGUUUCGCCUGAAGAUGAGAAAAGGUUGUUGCUGUGUUGCUAGAGCUGUUUGCACUUUUCGUCUGAUACUUCAUCCCACGUUUAAGGCUUAUUUAUUUCAAAGCCAUCAUGUAGUGAGUAUUAAUUAAGGAUCCCUGACCGUCGUGAUCAGUUGUCCUCACCCCCAUCUCAUGUAUGGGUAUCAGAAAAUGUGAAACCAGAAUAGCGGCGGUCCUUCUCGACUGCGAGACGCUUGGAAGGAGAGAAUGAAGUAGUGACUCAGAUUAGUUCUGCAUUGCGUAUUUCCCUCUCUCAUCAUUCUCUUUUGUUAGUUUGAUCAGCACAGAGUCUAGUUUUCUUUUACCUCACUCAAAUGCACACAGAGACAACAUUUACAUAUUGAUCCCGGAACUCACUGUUGCAAGUGCAUCCUGAUACGGUUAAUGAUUGGAAUAAGUAGGUCGAGUCAAAUCUGGUCUUCCAUUUUUCUCUCUUCUUUUUGACAAUUUGACGUGACAAAAUCGAUAUACUGGUGAAAGAAAAUGUUUGGUAAUCUACACGAAAUUGAUUGAUGGCACUUUUGCCUGUAAUACAUCAGAGUAUGUCCCUGAAACGGAUCAUCUGUAUAAGAUGUUUUUGAAGCAGAAAUAAUGUAAAGAACUCUAAAUACUUGUCUUGAACUAGGCAAUUUGUAUUUCUAUGUAACUGCUCUACAUGUAAAAAAAUGACUUUGUUGAUAGGUAUAGAAGGUCAUUAUUUGAACGGAUCUCUUGAACUUUUCUUUGCCUUAUGGUUAAAGAUGAGAGGUGGCAUGGGUUGCUUCUGUGGAACUGAGCCAGAUUAAGUUUGCAGGUUGUUUGGGAGCAGAACAGCGCUGAGGGUCUGGUCUUUUUGUAGUGGCAUCUCUUCUUCUUAUAAUAAUGCAUAAGGUAGCAUGGGCAGAGGCUUACAAUCCAUGAUGUAAAUGUUUCGUUUGUUGUGUUUUUUUAUAUGUUCAUAUUAAAAGACAAUAAAAUUUAAAUAAUAUUUUAUUAA
Acanthopagrus latus (yellowfin seabream) is the source of this 4622-nucleotide messenger RNA. RefSeq names its product protein inhibitor of activated STAT, 4a (gene pias4a). Lineage: Eukaryota; Metazoa; Chordata; Actinopteri; Spariformes; Sparidae. Gene Ontology annotation, molecular function: zinc ion binding; transcription coregulator activity; SUMO ligase activity. Gene Ontology annotation, biological process: protein sumoylation; regulation of transcription by RNA polymerase II. Bases 102 to 1625 code for a protein of 507 amino acids. The record is from RefSeq and is a predicted model, not a curated record. The transcript has 11 exons.